Messenger RNA from Penicillium crustosum, 810 nucleotides. RefSeq lists its product as uncharacterized. The transcript is spliced from 3 exons. The coding region runs from base 1 to 810 and encodes 269 amino acids. Gene Ontology annotation, molecular function: protein binding. NCBI's taxonomy places the organism in Eukaryota, Fungi, Ascomycota, Eurotiomycetes, Eurotiales, Aspergillaceae. The record is from RefSeq and is a predicted model, not a curated record.
AUGGAGAGUGACUUCGGGAGAUAUAUUUCUUCCUCCUUGUUCACCUUCGUAAUUGGUGACGAGAAGAAGGAAAUGACCGUCCAUUCUGCUGCAUUUGCAGGGCUUUCCCAAAGUCUGAAUGUACUUAUAAACGGUGACAUGGCCGAAGCAAAAACAAGCCGCGUUGACUGGCCAGAGGUUGACGUUGACACAUUCGCUCGGUUAUGUGAAUUUGCCUAUUGCCGAAACUACACGCCCCCAUCAUUUUGUCUGAUAGACGGAAACCCUCCUCACUCAAAUGCGGAGCAGCAUGAGUACCAAACUCGCCCACUCAAGAACAAUCAUCGUGAAACCCCACAUAAGCUAGGAAGCGCAUGGACUAAGCAGUUGAAAAACGCAUUUGCCGAGAGCCUCGUCGUGCCCAGCCUGCAAAGUUUUGACUCGGACCUUACUUUCACACCAUCUCAAAAUAACAGGCCUUGCGAAGACUUCACACCUGUAUUUCUCGAACAAACCAAACUCUAUGUCAUUGCCGACAUGUAUGGCAUAGAACGGUUGCGCGAGACGGUCCUUUUCAAGUUGUAUCAAACGCUGAGGAACUUCAAACUAUAUGAAACGGGAGUGAGUAGUAUUGUUGGGUUUCUUCGAUUCGUCUACUUGAACACACCACCAAAUUACAACGGUAAGCUCGACGCCCUGAGGAACUUGGCGACACGUUAUAUUGUUUCUAUUGUUGGACAAAUCGGUAAAAAUGAAUGUUUCCAGGAGCUUUUGGAAGAAGGGGGUCCUUUCGUCUCUGAUUUCUGGAAUAUCAUUUGGAGUGUUUCGUGA